Messenger RNA from Bolinopsis microptera, 5465 nucleotides. Its product is annotated as proline-rich protein 36-like. The transcript has 18 exons. The coding region runs from base 54 to 4739 and encodes 1561 amino acids. The record is from RefSeq and is a predicted model, not a curated record. Lineage: Eukaryota; Metazoa; Ctenophora; Tentaculata; Lobata; Bolinopsidae. Gene Ontology annotation, molecular function: protein binding.
AUAAUUAGUUGAUGGCCCGGACGGAGACACUAUGGCUGGCUAGAUAACUAAUAAUGAAUGGUCAGGGACCAAAUACUCAACCAGGGUUUCCUGAUAGGCCCAGACAACAGAGGCCCAAGUUCAACUUCAAUAGCAGAGAUGUGAAGAGAGAGAUAACCCCAGACUUCAUGGCCUCUCAGUUGGCCUCCUUUGGGAGCUCAGCCAAAUUAAAGUCGUUGCCAGGCCAACCACCAUCAAAUCCUUCAAAGCAGCAGCAGCAGCAGAUGGGACCUGGCUUUGGUCAGGGUUUUGGUCCUGGAUUUCCUCAGAUGAAUCAAGGUUUUAGGCAGCAGGCAAUGCCUCAAAAUAUGGGAUUUCAAGGACAAGCAUUCAUGCAGCCCCAAAUGCAAUAUAAUAUGCAAAGUAUGCCUGGACAAUUUAGCACUGGGCCCAAUAACGCAUCAUUUAGUAUGACCGGCCCUCAGCCAUCAUCUUUUGGCAUGACUUCUCAGCCACAACCGACACCUUUUGGUAUGACCUCCCAGCCACAGCCGACACCUUUUGGCAUGCCUGCACAAGCUCAGCCCACACCUUUUGGCAUGCCUGCACAAGCUCAGCCCACACCUUUUGGCAUGCCUGCACAAGCUCAGCCCACACCUUUUGGCAUGCCUGCCCAACCAAAACAAACUUUCAACUCUCCUUCACCACACCAAGGGUCGGGUGAUAUGUUUAACUCUUUCAACCAGGCUACAGUUUCUACUAAACCAUCUACAGCCAGUGGCUUCGACCCUUUUUCCAAUCUCCGCUCCACAAAACAAGAAAGUAGCUCCAGCGACCCCUUCAAAUCAACCUCCACAUUACCGGCCCAACCAGCCGCUAGCCAAGAAUUUGAUGCAUUUGGUGCUAAGCCCUUCGCUGCAAACAUUGGACCAUCUACUCAAAGUGCUUCUCUUGUCCCCCAACCAGACACGUAUUCUGGUUUUGACAGUUUGUCUGGGCUCUCAUCUCAUAGCUCUUCAUCUAUCCUUUCCUCUAAAACCCCCAAGCCUCCAGCUGCAUCGGUAGCACCAACCGUCGGAGAUUUUUCAGUAUUUAGUAGCAUGUCUACCAGUCAACCCACUCCCGCUUCAUUAGCGUCAUCAGGGUUUGACAGUAUGUUUGGUUCACAGCAAAAACCGUCAGUUCAAAAACCGUCAGGGAUUGAAAGUUCUUUUCCAACUUCAGCUCCUGUAUCCUCUGCUGUCAAGUCUCUGUCACAGUUUGAAAGUUCAUUCAAUCCACCCUUGGCUGCUCCGAAAUCAGAAAUUGCUUUUGACAGCGUCUUUUCACCGACUCACCGACUGCAAUUCCUCCAAAGUCUGACAUUUCGUUUGACAAGUGCAUUUCCGUCUACCAAACCCGCGUUAUCUGCUUCAACAUCAGCCUUUGGUGAUGCCUUCACUUCUCCAGCUCCCUCAAGUCAGAACUUUGGAUUUGAGAGUUCAUUUGAACCUGCACCUUUAUCUGCAGCGUCAAUAAGUUCUGUGUUUGCUCCGAUAGCUAGCCCAAUUAAUGCAUUCGACGAUAAUUUUGCUGCCAUUUCGAGCAAGGGAGCAAGUGUUAAACCAUCAACUGUUCCUGACAGUUUCGGACAGAUGCCGUUUAGUGCGGCAGCACCUAGUAUGGACAUGUUCAGCACAUCUAGCAGUUCUGCAGAUAUCUUUACUGGUGGAAUAAAGUUCCCAGAGCCGUCUCAGCCUUCAACUGUAGCCAAGCCACAGCCACCUCCUUCAGUAGAUCUGUUCAGUGCAGCCCUAGCAAAGCAACCCAUCCCCACUCAGCCUGGUGGAGUUGAUUUGUUCAGCAGUAAGCCUUCUGUCAGUUCUGUUAGUUCUGUUGAUAAAUACAGUGUGUUCAGUGCUCUGAACACUGGUUUUAAUGAACCUUCCUCAGACUUCUCCCCAUUUCCACCAGAACCUAUCUACUCUCAACCUCAACCUCCAGCAAAACCAGAGGCUCCCCUGCAGACUUUCCAGGGAACCGACAUGUUUGACGACGCAUUUGAUCCGUUUGGCGAGAAGAAACCUCAGCCUGCAGCUGCUGUGUCACAACCGAACUUUGAUCAGUUUGAUGUGUUUUCUCAACUUUCUACUGCUAAACCUCCGGAGGUGAUGGCUCAAGAAAAUAGUGGUUCUGGUUCUAUUGUGAGGCAGAGACCUUCUUCCAAAACGCCGGCCAUGAUGGUAGUUCUCCCUCCUCCCGCUAAAGCAGCGGACAGAAAGAAACCUCCAAAACCUGCCCCACCUUCAAAACCUGCCCCACCCUUCAUAUCAAAACAGCCUGACUUAUUCUCACCAUCAACUGCUGGAGCCGCUACUGGCUUUCCUGAAUCUGCUGCUGUAUUCGAUCCAUUCUUCAACAGCUCAGGACGGGUUGAGACUGAUGGGGCUGCCUUUGGAAAGCCAGCUCGACUCGUAGCUUCAGUCAAUCAACGAACAAGACAGGUUUCAGCACAGCCAGCCCCCAGAAGAGCUAAACGGAGAGCACCGCCUCCCCCAACCAAACAAUCAAGCGGUGGACCUACGUUUUAUGCUGGAGACAAGAACAAAGCAGUUAUUUCGUUGUUGGACUUAGACUUCAAUGCCCCUGCAGUCGUAAGUUCAGGGGCACCACCCCCACAGCCACUACUCAUACUGCCUACUGCUGAUAUUAUGAGUAAGGGGGCGCCACCCUCUCGUCCUCCUCCUCCUAAAUCAGGCGAUGAUGUAGUUGCACUGCAGCCCACUUUUGAUGGACUAGCACCACCAUUACCACCAAGACCUGGUCCUGGACACAUACUUUACCAUCACGUACUGAAAGCUGGCCCUUAUUGUGUUGCCCUGUUUGAGUUUGAGGCUGAGAGCAGUGACGAACUAAACUUCAAGGCAGGCGAUGGCAUAAAAUUGGACAGUGACCUCUCUGAUGAAUGGUUCGCUGGUAGUAUCGGUAACAGACGUGGCAUUUUCCCGAAGAAUUGUGUCGAAGUGAAAAUUCCUCUGCCUGCGCGAUCAGAUACACCUGCCGCCAUCCCCUCCCCAGCUAGGACCCUUUCCCCAGCCUCCUCUCCGUCUCCAAUACCAGAUGCUAUAGACACUGCUGCUGAUGCAGGUCCUAAAGAAGACUCGGCUCCUAAAAAAGAUCUGUUCAACGCUUGGGGUGAUUCUCGCACACCAUCCCCACCUCCUAUACCAUCUGAACCUGAACCGACCAGUACUCCCACCCCAGAACCUUCUCCAGCACCAGUUCCAGCACCAGUUCCAGAGCCUACACCUCCAGAGCUAACUCCUAUUGGCACCUGCAUUGCUAUCUACUCCUUCGAGGCUCAGGAAUCUGACGAGCUUUCUAUCAUCGAGGGGGGCACUGUCGAAGUUGUAGAGUUUGUAGACGAUGAUUGGAUCAAGGGAAGAGUUGGUGACCAAGUUGGUAUUUUCCCCCGAUCAUAUGCCUCGUUUGGAGACGAAGAAGUAGAAGAAGAAGCGUUGGAAGAGAUAUUGGAGGAAGAUACACAUUCAAUGGGCGUUUUCUAUGACUUUGAAGCAGGAGCUGACGAUGAGUUGAGUUUGACGGCGGGUGAUAUGGUUAAAGUUAUUAGUACUGUUGGAGUGGAGUGGAUUAAAGGGAGAUUUGGAGGCAAAGAAGGAAUAUUUCCCGCUUGUUUUGUUCCAGCUAUUCCUGACCACUGGAAUAUUCCCGAAGACUCUGAAACUUUCACUGAAAACUUUGAGACUACCGAGGAGAGUAGUAGCAGUAGCAGUAGCAGUAGCAGUGACGAUCACAAGGACACAAUGUCAGAGAUAAGCGAUUCAAGAAGUUACUCUGCAGAACCCAGCUCUGAUUUGGGCAGAGUCGAGAUUAUAGCUGACUUUAAAGCAGAGAAUGAUUUCGAAAUGAGUGUAAACACGGGAGACAUAGUGAAAAUAACAGCGCGACUAAACGACCUGUGGUUAGAGGGGGAGUGCCACGGUAAUAACGGUAUUCUACCAGUUAACUUUGUGAAGUGGCUCGAUACUACACCUGAGCCUGAUAUUAUCGGAAAUCCAGCUGCGACUGAUAGACUGGUUCUAGAGCGUCAGGACACUAUAAAACCCAUCGAAGAGCCUAAAGAAACAGAAGUUACUCCAGCACCACUUGGUAUAGGGUUCAGCGAGUGCAAUCCCUUCGCUCAAGAGUUUGGCAUCGGAGCUACACCCCCGACUCAAGAGUUUGGCAUCGGGGCUCCACCCCCGACUCAAGAGUUUGGCAUCAGGGCUACACCCCCGACUCAAGAGUUUGGCAUCAGGGCUACACCCCCGACUCAAGAGUUUGGCAUCGGGGCUAUACCCCUGACUCAAGAGUUUGGCAUCAGGGCUACACCCCCGACUCAAGAGUUUGGCAUCGGGGCCACACCCCCGACUCAAGAGAGCUUGACUGGCGAUCUACCGCCUCCCCCCACUCAAGAGGAUUUGGAUCAAACUUUAGUCCAUGCUGAUAACCCUUUUACUGCGGACCUGUUUGGGGAUAAUGUUGGGGUUGUAGAGACACCUUCCCCUUCUACUCCUACUACUGAACCGUCCGUUAAAUCAGGCAAUAAUAGAAGAGCGUUAUACGAAUUUACCUCUGUCAACGAUGAUGAAUUAGAUUUCGAACUAGGAGACAUAAUAAAAGUUACUGAAUUCUUGAAUGAAGAUUGGCUAAGAGGAACGUGCAAAGGAAAAGAGGGACUGUUCCCAACAUCAUUUACCGAGGAAUUUCCUCAAUCUUAAUGUUGAUUUUAUGAAAAUUCUCUUGACGAGAUAAUAAUUGUCAGUUGACAAUGUAAACUUUCUUUGUGUACAUCAUUUGAUGCAGCAGCAGCUGCAGACACCAAUAUCCAUCCAAGCUUUUAAUUUCACAAUCAUCGCAAAUUUAUAGUUUAAAAUUGUUUGAUUGAUUCAUCCCACUACUUCCCUUCUUUUAUCUCAAUUUCGUAUUUUUACUUUAAUUAAUGUUUUGAGGCAUUCUUAUCAAGAUUUUUAAAUCGUUUUAGCCACAUAAUGACUCCAAUAUUACAAUGCGAUGGAAGUUACAGGGAGGGGGGGGGGCCUGAAGUUAUAGUGAUGACUAAAGGAGUGGCAACAUGUUAUGUGCGCGUCUUUCAUUUCAUGUCUUUUUGAAUUGUAAUUACUUUUAUAUACAAAGAUAGAACGACUUUUAGCAAUAACUCAAUGCUCAAACUACGUCGAUGCUCGAAAGAUCUUUUGAAUAAUUUAAUAACAAUGUUUUAUUUUUGUUAUUUUGAAAUUCAUUCACGGAACUGGAUAAUAAGUAUGGAGAGUUAACUAACCCUAACCAGUUGGUCCACUCAUUUUUAUAUCAAUGUGAUUCGAGCACAGCAAAUGGCUGUAGACUAUAGUUUUAGAUAGAGUACUGUGUACCAAUCUUGUGACUUGAAUUUUAAGAUAACAGGACUUUGUAUUUCUUUAAAUGUUUACGAUUGAUUGGAAUGUGAA